Molecule: messenger RNA, 979 nt
Organism: Rhipicephalus microplus (southern cattle tick)
Lineage: Eukaryota; Metazoa; Arthropoda; Arachnida; Ixodida; Ixodidae
Source: RefSeq, a predicted model, not a curated record
GUCACGCAAGCUGUUAGAAGUUAUGGUUGUGAUAAACGGUCAAGUUACGUGGAAAACUCUAUUCACGAUUUCAAAAAGUGAAAGCGCAUUAUUUUAUUGAGCAUCUGCGUCACCACUGUGCAAGCAGUACGCCUUUAAAUACGGCGGUUCAAGAAGCUCCAGCACACAUUGUCCUCACCUUGUUUUCUAAGCUCACAAUAUUGACUGCGUCCUUCCUGAAGACCGCGGAACUGAGGAACGUUUAGCACAAUGCAGAUGAACAGAUGCAUACAUUUGACUAUCGGCCUUUUUGUGGUGGCCCUAAAGCUCCCUUGCCUGGCUGGUCAAGACUGUGAGAAAGAAGCCAAAACUGAAGCGCAAGAGCUGUUGCAGACAUUCAAGUUUUUCACCUUGGUGGCCAUGACAGAACCAGAGGGGAAAAUACAGUGCGUGGUGUUCGAACAGACAUACGUUGAUCGGAAUGAAUUAAGCAAGUUACCUUAUGGACGCUACAAUGUCACUUAUAUGGACGGCACGGUGAAAAGGCACACUGAAGCUGUCGUAUUUCUUUCCACCCUGAAACCAUAUGGCCGCAUAUAUUCAGCUAUAACACAUCCCAACAAAAAAUGGCAGUUCACGCCGAUCUUCAGAAACGAAGGAAGUUGUUUUCUUCUCAAGUAUCGAAGUGAAUGGAAAAACGGUGGAAAUUACUACGUUAUCAAAAGUCUCGACGCAGGAAAGGACGACUACGAACCGUGCAUCGAAAAGAUGAAGGAAUGUUCCGGAAAGAACGUGACAUACGUAAACGAAGGCGAAAACUGCGGUAAAGCAGAGGAGGUCUGUUGAAGAUACGAAUAGAUUGAGGAAGGAAUGAAUGUACCCGAAUUCAGGAUGUAGUGCAAUUCAUCUGCGUGAGCUAAAAGCUCCAGAUUUUUUUUUCUUUUUUCCCAUAGCAAGCCUGUAGUUUUUUGUAGUGAAAUAAAUAUCUUAAACUAAGGGU